This is a messenger RNA of Pectinophora gossypiella (pink bollworm), 3709 nucleotides long. RefSeq names its product eukaryotic translation initiation factor 4E-binding protein Mextli (gene mxt). Bases 231 to 1775 code for a protein of 514 amino acids. Gene Ontology annotation, molecular function: translation initiation factor activity; eukaryotic initiation factor 4E binding; RNA binding. The transcript has 14 exons. The record is from RefSeq and is a predicted model, not a curated record. NCBI's taxonomy places the organism in Eukaryota, Metazoa, Arthropoda, Insecta, Lepidoptera, Gelechiidae. Gene Ontology annotation, biological process: positive regulation of translation; regulation of formation of translation initiation ternary complex. Gene Ontology annotation, cellular component: RNA cap binding complex; cytoplasm.
GUUUUGUCUAAAUGUUUUUCAUCGAGCAAAAUAUUUAAUCUUCUUCUAAGUCAAAAUUUUUUCAGCUAAACCGUUUUUAUUGCACGAAAAAGCAGUGUACGAGUAAUGAACACGUAUUGGAUUUGUUCCGAAUUUAUUCGCUAGGAUCAUUGUCAUCACUUUCACUUUCCACGCGAUUUUGCUAUAAUAGUGGUUCUAGUGUGCAUAUACUGCAUCGAGGCGCAGUCGCCAUGGAUGACACCAUGUCGACCCUAACGAAAAUGACCCGCACGGUUAAAAAACUGGAAGUACCCAGGCCCCUGAAAUCGACGACUAGUACUGCACACAACCGCAAUUCAGUACUGGAUGUCAAAAUAAAUUCUGUCGAUGACCUGAUUGUAUUGACUGAGGCUGUGGCGUACCAAAUGAUGCAGGGCAACUAUGACCGUGCGCUUCAAAGCAAUGUUGCCACCAUGUACGCUAACCUGAAGCUUUAUGGCGCACAACUCGAAGCACUCUUUAAGGACUUUCUUGAUAGGUACUUUGUUGUGUUCCGAAAUGGUUCUCAAGAUGAACGACUGGACAAGAAGACCAGACUUCACCUCUUAGAGCUUAUUGAGUUGCGCGCCAAACAUUGGCAAGGCUCUGACUACAUGAGUCAGUACUAUAGGCACCGUGGCACGCACGCUGAGCCACUAUUGGUGCCGACGAUGGAGGGUUCGGGCACGGGCGGCUCGGUGUCCCCCACGCUGGCUGCGCCGGCCGAGCCGCCCACUCUGCUUGGUCCGGGCGAGAUUAUCAAGCCCUCGGGCAAGUUUCCCAAGCCCACUAAAAUCCCGGGCAAGAACUACUCGAAAGACGAGGUCGUCAUCAGGAAUGCUGAUUCUGGAAAAGUGAUGGGUAUCAAGGGCAGGCGGGUGCACAUGAUCGAGGAGCUAAGUGACACGAUAAUAUCGUUUCAGCGAGUGAGUCCUGGUGCCAAGGAACGUCUAGUGCAGAUCACCGGGCCCAACGAAGAGAAUGUGAACCACGCCAAGCACUUGAUCGGCGAUACGAUCCGGCGCAAUGCGUCGCCCGUGCGGCUUGAAGGCUCGCUGGACGCGCAGCUGUGCGACUCGCGCGCCUCGCUCGACUCGGCUGGCUCCGACGAGGCGCCUCGCCCUAGGGAGAAAUCCCCGCAUAACAAUUCCCGAGCUUUACUUCAUAGUUUUUCGACGAACGACGCCGCACUAGGAGAAUAUAAGUACACUGUGACUUUUGGGCAACAUUCCAUCAAGAUCACGGGCAAUAAUUUGGAUCUUGUCAAGACUGCAAAGCUGGUGUUGGACGAGUACUUCGAGAGCGCAGGCGCUCUGGAGGCAAUGGGCGCGGGCUCGGGCGACUUCUUCACGCUGUCGCAGAGGCCCGGCGCCGCUCUACUGCUGCGCGACGACGCCGCGCUCAACGGCGCCGACGACGAUGUGUUCGCUCCGCCCAAUGAACAUAACGACCAGCAAGCGGCCGAGGACGCCACGCCGCGGCGCCCGCGCUUCUCACGCGCCACCAGCACUGACAAGAAUCAAGUUGGCGGCGGCGGCGGCGGGUCGCGGCAGACGUACACGUACGAGACGCUGGUGCAGUACGCGGACUCGCCGCUGUCGAAGGUGCCGCCGGGCGGGCUGGCGUCGUUCCCGCCGGAGCUGGCGCGCAAGAGUUGCCUGGAGUUCGACAGCGCCAGCUAUCUGAAGAAGGUGCGCGCGGCCGCCGGCACCACCGUCGCCGCCGUGGACGCGCCUGACUCCCCCGAGCCGGAGUAAACCGCCAGCUCACUCGCUCACACACACGCGGGCCAGUGUCAGAAUUACUAACGCCACAAUAUUCUUUAUGCUACAGUCGCGCAAAAAGCCUGAUUUGAUGUUUAACCACAUUAUUAUUACUAGCCUGCACCGUCCCACUGCAGGGCAAAGGAUUUCUUCCUUCCAUUUAUUAUCGGAGAGAUUGGCGGGAGCUUGCACAGAAUCCAGAAAACUGGAGGAAUAAAGGCGAGGCCUUUGCCCAGCAAUGGGAUUAAGUAGGAACAGCUGUCAAAUCGGGCUUCUAAUGGCGCUAGUACUGUAGUAAUUAAUUAUUGCUAGUAAUUCUGGAAAUAGGUCCAUACGACUCCGAAGCGACUGGACCAAGCGAUCAUACCAGUUUCAUUCAGUACGGCAAUGAACAAAAAAGCGGCAGAUUUUAAGCAGAUUGUCAUGGUAACAUUUUGUUGCAGAUGUUUUUUUUGUGUUGCCAUGUGAAGGCAAAAGUCAUUCGCUCUUUAUUGUUCGUUGUGCAAGACAAUUUUCUGCCUAUCAUACGAAUAUUGUUUAAGAUUUUGUAACUGUUUUUAAAUGUAUUUAUUAUCGUAUGAACUGUAUCGCUUUGUCCAGCUCCACCUUCGGGAUGAAUGUCUUCCUUAGAAACUUAGGCACGUACACAUUGCACAUGAGCGAGCGAACUUCAUUUGCACAUGCUGUAGGCAUUCAUAGUUUCGCAUUUUAGCGACUAAGGCUGCUCGGACGCGUCCAGUGUCCUUUAUUGUAGACGAUAAAGGAAAACGAGACGGUCUAUAAUUGAGUUCGUGGAACUAGAUGAGGCAAAGAACCACGGCCAAUGAUCCUCUAGACCAGGUAGCCGUCCACUAUCCUAGCACUCACUAUCCUAUUUUAACUCAUAUAACAUUAAUUUAGAACUUGUUUUACUAAAAAAAGUAUUAUCAACACCAAAAUAUUUAUUUUUUUAGUGGUGGUAUUUUAUUUACCUCAUUUUGUGAAUGGAUAUUUCCAUUAACUAGCUGUGGGAUUAUUUGUUGGAAAUAUGAUAAACACAUGUCAUGUUCCUUGUGUUGUAUGAUAUUAGUUACAGAAAUCCUCAGCCGGAGAUGAUCUCUCGACAUAAUAUUAUCUGAUGACAGCUAAAGCAAAAGCAGCUGGUCUAGAUACAAGCAAUGCGUCUUCCUUCAGGCAAUGAAAAGCGGACGUGCGCUGCAAUCCAACCCAUUUGAUAUUACGAGUUGGUUUUAAUUUUCGUUGUAUAUAUUUACUCUAAAGGAACUAUUUGUUUCUGAUGUCAGAGUGAUUCCAUUUUAUUAUAAGACGAAUGCAUGCAUUUCUGUGUGUCUGUAUACUCAUUUUCAACUUUGUAUCUAGUGUCUAGUCCUGAUGAGUAGAUGUCGAUUCUCACUAUAUCGUAAGCUUUUUUAUCUUCGAGGAAGCCUGCCAAUUGAUGCUAUACUAUAUAAAUUAAGUAUAUUAUCUAUUAAAACCAAAUAGAGAUUUUAUUGUUUAUAACGAUAUAAAUGAUUAAUGUUAUAAUUUAUAAAACGAGAGCUUUUAAAAACUUGCUGUGCACUAAACCAAAUAAUUUAUUUGUUAUUGUUAUGAUUAUAAUGAAAUAUAAAUUUCGUAUUCUAACGUUUAUUUUAACUUUAAAAGUUGUCAGGCUUUCUCUUUAUAAUCUUUGAAACUUUUAUAGUAGGUUUACUUUCAACAUUUAAAAAAUAUAUUCUGGCAAAGACUGUUCCCUCUCCAGAAAAAAUAUAUAUGAAAUAUACCAAAAUGCAAGCAAAAAAUUUUCAAGGUAUGUGACAUACCUUAUAUAAAAUUUACCAGUCACUGAAUGCUUCAGGAUAAAAUUAUUUGGUGCUUAUCACGAGUCACUCACGAGUCUAUUCUUUGGAAAAGUAUUAUCGUUGACUGUUAAUAAAGGUUUAUGUUUA